ACUUUAAGAAGAAGAUAGAAGGCAGUGGGUAUCGUGUUAUGGAAAAUAUAGGGCGAAAUGAUGCUUUGAGCUGACUGGGAGUCCGAAAAAGAAGGCUAAAGAUUGAUAGUCUGCAGUGGGCCGUAGAAAUUGUAGCACGUAGUUUAUGUGUGUGUGUAUUCUGGGCAACUACGACGUAAUUUUGUACAUUCCGAUUAUAAAGUGUUUAUAUUUGUCACACGACUUUGUGAUGUUUCCAUCCUGUUUUCAGUAGUUAUGCUUGGUGCGUAGUCAUUCUGCAAUUCGAGACUGCAACGUAUGCCGAUAUUUCCAAAGUGAGAAAUGAAUUUUGGAAGGAAAACACCAAGUAUGGGGACACCAUCAGUAUACUCCCAUAUGACCACGAGGUCAUCAGCAAACUUGAAAUCAUCUCGUUCCAUGCGCUCUGUCAGAAUACCAUGGUAUCAGAAGCCAAUAUUGCAAGAUGCCAUUUUACUUGAUAUCCAAAGAGGGGCACUUGUGACAGGGCUUUACUCCUUGUUUCUGAGUCUCUUCACAAUUUUCACCGCUGUGUUUGAUAUAUACUGCCUUGCCCAGGCUGCACCUGGCUCCACCCACUACGGAUACUACAUUAUCAGCUUUGAAUUUGUAUAUGUGGGAAAUGUCCAUGUUCGCAAUGCUCUGAUUGUGUUUGCCUUGUUUUCCCUCAUUGGUGGGAUGGCAGUGUUUGUUACAAGCAUAAUCCUUAUCAUUGCCUUGAGAAAAGAAUAUGAGAAGAAGAUGGUUCCUUGGCUUUACUGCUUUGCCAUAUUUACACUGUUUCGGCUGUUUGCGUUUGUAUUUGGCUCAAUAGUGAAUGACAUGAUAUUUGGAUACAACAUUGCAAUGUGCUUUCUGUGGAUCAUCUAUACAGUGGCUAGUGUCUAUGGCUGGCUUCUCGUGUACUCUCUGUACCUUGAACUGUCUGACCUCACCAAGCUUGAAGAUCUUGCUCACCUCAGGAUGGGAACAAUGGCAUCCCUGAAUGCAUCUACAACUCAUUCAAUAGCUGGUUCUCGUCCCACAACACCGCACAGUACCGUGUCCACGGCUCCAGUCAUGUGAAGGACAUCUUUGGAAGUUUUCAUUUGGCUGAAGAAAUGACAGCCAAGUGAUCAUCAUCUCAUAUGAUAACUGCAUUUCCAAACUGUAAAGGAUGUCCGCAGUUCAUGCGUUGAUAGAAAUAUGUCAGUGACGUGAAGAAUUCUAUAUUCCAUGAGCCCUUUACUGGUAAAUAUGUACUUCUACAUAUCAGUUGUUCAUAACAUUAGGUUCUGAGACAGUAUCACAGUAGCUAUAGUAGAAGUGUAACUCCACCAGUAUUUUUAUAUUUCGACAUUUAACUGUUCAUCAGAUAUUUGCUGUUGCACAAGAAGAUUGUUUGUACUAGUAACCAGGGUUGUGUUUAAAUAUAAAGUGUUCAAGAGUGUCAAAAUUGAUGCAUGAUACCUGCUGCUUGUACUCACUAGAAUUGGUGGCCGCCAUCAAGAUAUUAUUCAGUUUUAUGCCACGCUUUGAAUCAUCGUACACUUUUUUUACAGUGUGCCACAGUUGGUAAUGUUUCUACGGCAUUCAUGUAUAAAUGUGCCCAGGAUAAUCUGAUUUUCCUGUUUGUUUCCGUCACCAGUUCCAACCCUCCCGUCUCUUAUCACUUCACCUAAGGUAUGUGAAUUUGUGUGUUGCUUUUUAUUAGGAUAAUUACACUAUUUUUCAUUGUCAGUUGUUUUACUUUAAUUGUUUUAAGUUUUACUUCACAGUAAAUACAUUAGUAUUUUUCAUAAAUAUGUUUCUGUAAUCUUUAUGGUAUUUUCUGAUUUAUGUAAGUUGCAUAACCCACAAUAGAAUGCAAUAUUUUAUUUUGAACUUAGUGUAGUUUUACCAUUUACAAAACAAUUAGAAGUGUUUUCCUUUGCAGCACAGAUUCACUUCAUAUUUCUUCUUAAUAUUAACAUAUCAUGUCAAUGAGACAGCAAUUUGAGUCUGGAAACAUUCAGCUAAAUGCAUUCUGAUCGGUUGUAGGUUUAAGGGUCAGCCCUUAAAACUGUGGACAGUGAUUAAUUUGCACUGCUAUCAUGAUUUAGUUAUCUUGGAGCAUGGAAUCUGUGGAUCAGGCACGUGAAAUAAGGGUUGUAAAUUGUUUAACGUGCGGAAAUGAAAUCAUCCACGUUUCCUGACUCAUG
Zootermopsis nevadensis is the source of this 2198-nucleotide messenger RNA. It is a transcript of the gene pasi2, whose product is annotated as Protein pasi2. The record is from RefSeq and is a predicted model, not a curated record. Gene Ontology annotation, cellular component: plasma membrane. NCBI's taxonomy places the organism in Eukaryota, Metazoa, Arthropoda, Insecta, Blattodea, Termopsidae. Gene Ontology annotation, biological process: establishment of glial blood-brain barrier; septate junction assembly; regulation of tube length, open tracheal system.